AUGAUAUCGUGUGGUCCAGGUGACCGCGGUGUCAUCGACAACGUCAGUGGCCGCGGCACCAUUGCAAGCGCCAGACACAGCGUGAGGGUUAAUCGAACGAUAAACCUCAUGAGCAGGGGGACCCUGGUGUUCGUCUUUGCUGCGGCGUUUCUCGGAGAACUUGUGGUACUGCUUGUGUCCGCUGGCGAUCGUUGUAGGUCCAUGAUGUUGCCGCCCGAACGGCCGACCAUUGAGGGCGGGCUUAAGGCUACGCUGCCGCUAUCGAAGAAGAAAAGCGACGCAUCCCAAACAAAUGGAGACAAAGAUACCGGAUCAGCAACUCAUACACCAGGAACAACAGAGGGCGGAGGAACCCUUUGGAGAGCGUCGAGAGCACUCGAGAAAGCGCCAGCAGUCGUAUUGUCACCGGCAGACGAGCCCACGAUGAACGUGAGGACGGCGGAAGACCAACACCCUCCAAGCCGAGUGGCAGUCUUCGUCUACGAAGGCGUCCCCGAGCUCGACCACAUGGAAUUGGUGCAAUGCUACCGGGAUGUCCACGGGGUGGCUCCGUGGCAGGACGAGCGUUUCGACAUGGCCCAGGAUAUGGGGGAGAUCUGGAUGCAUCGGUCCAACCCGACAUUUUUCACUUGUGGGAGGCCGAAGCACUUGCCUCUUGAAUAA
Molecule: messenger RNA, 663 nt
Organism: Ectocarpus sp. CCAP 1310/34
Lineage: Eukaryota; Phaeophyceae; Ectocarpales; Ectocarpaceae
Source: the annotation of a GenBank genome assembly